UCCAGGCGCAAUUCUGGCUUCCCGAGACGUUUCAGGCUUGUAGACUGCUCCCCUUCGCUCUCCAUUGUGUUCAACCAUGGGGAGAGAAUAUGGUCUAUCGCUAAAGCAAUAUGCGACCGAAGAAAGAUCCCCUGGCCUGCAAACCUUGACAUCUCAUAUAUCAUGGCAGCGCCGAUCAUCGAGAUCAAAGCAACUAACGGCCGAUCGAAAAAUGGCGAGACAAGGCUUUUCCGCAUUGUAGUCCUGGAGUGCACAUGGCAGCUGUGGAAAGCUAGGUGUCGCAGAGUCAUGAACCCUGAUCGCCCUCAAACCACCUUAAACGAAGUUAGAAACGCCCCUAAAAGCCGGCCUUAACUGGAGCGGUAACUUACUGAACGAAGAGAGGCAACCGGACAACUGGCUGAACAGCAGCGGGGUUUUAGUGGGUAUACCGGACCCCCCGUGAUCGGGGGCGCCCGGGAGUCCCACACAAGCGUGCGUAAUCGCAUUUCCUCACAGCGGCAGUUCCGGUCCAAGCCCGAUUCCAUUCCCGGGGAUCACCUGACCCCAACACAAACCCCAAAUACAACGUAUUCGCGAAAGCUACUGGGGUUCCA
This is a messenger RNA of Cantharellus anzutake, 596 nucleotides long. RefSeq lists its product as uncharacterized. The record is from RefSeq and is a predicted model, not a curated record. The transcript has 3 exons. NCBI's taxonomy places the organism in Eukaryota, Fungi, Basidiomycota, Agaricomycetes, Cantharellales, Hydnaceae. The annotation marks the transcript as partial.